GUGUGAGCAAUCACACACAGAUGCGUUCUAGUUGUCGUACUGUAAGGGUGGAUAGUGGAUAAGUCGUGCAUGUUUGUGGAUAGUAUACCAAGUUGGAGAAUAUAUUUUUAUCAACCUCUUGAAGGAGACACCAAAUCAGAACCAUCAUGGCUGACCUGAAGAAGAAGCUUUCGUGGGGUGGUAACUUCUGCCGAGGAUUCCUCUGCUGUUUCAACUUCCUUUUCUUGCUUGGAGGUAUCAUCCUAAUGGCUCUUGGUAUCUGGGUUCUUGUUGACACUGACUCGAAGCAUCUUACCGCCAUCCUGACGGACAACCUCCACCACACCGCGGCCUACAUUUUCCUCAUCGCUGGCAUCAUCGUCAUGGUCGUGUCGGUGUUUGGAUUCUGCGGAGCUAAGAUGGAAAGCAAGUGCUGUCUGGGAAUGUAUGUUUUCUUCUUGGUUGUUAUUUUCAUCAUUGAGCUUGCUGCUGGUUGUGUCGCCCUCUAUUUCUACGUAAAGACUGAUGUUGAAAAUGACCUGACUAGAACAUUGAAGGAUAACUACGGAGGAAACAGCACUGCAGACGAAAGCAUUACAAACUCAUGGAAUUUCAUCCAGAGAGCAUUUGACUGUUGUGGAGUAAAGGGUAAUGCCAGUGAAGCCGUUCGCAUGUAUGGGAUGAGUACAUGGUAUGCCAAUCAGACGGGUACACCCAAAGACAUUGUUCCUGUGUCUUGCUGUAAAAACGAAGAAAUGGCCGAUGCUUGCCAGCAUGCCACCGGCAGCUAUGCCACCUACAUCCAUGACCAGGGCUGUUCUGAGGGUGUAAAGGGCAAGGUUGCUGAAUACGGGACCGUUCUUGGAGUUAUCGGAAUCAUCGUCGCCGUCAUCCAGCUGAUGGGAAUGAUCUGUGCACUCUGCCUCUGCAAGCGUCUGUAAGGAUGCAGCGCCCUCUUGAGUUCAAUCUCCUGUAAUCUAGGUCUUUCUCCUGUCUUUGGGAAUGUUGAGAAGCAAUAUAUCUAUGAUUCUACCUGCAAGUUAACGUCAAUAUGAAGGCAAUUCGAUCCCCGAAUGGAGGCCUCUUGAAUUGCCUGAUGAAAAUAAAUCUUUAGUUUGCAUUGUACAGCUCAAAAAAAAUAUUCAUUGAUACCUAGCCAUUUAAAACAAUUAGAAAAUGCCUGGUUAGAUACGGUUGAAGGUGUCUCACACUGUGUACAGACAGUGAAAUAUCUAAUACCUUCAUCAGAUAUUGACCAUCAAAGCUAGAAGGGCCUUAACUCAUGGCUUUAACUCAGUUAACGCCCUUUUUGCUCUGAGGAGACAUUAUUCCCUUCUUCAGUCUAUUCCAUGAUUUAUUCAUCUUCAUUUUGGUGUGAUACCAUCUCUUUGGAAAGAGACAACCAUUAUUUACUGCCAAAAGGGCAGUAUUACUACGUUGAAAGAAUUGAUUAACGUCCAUCUAGUUCCAAGAAGAUGAUAUUUACCUAAGACAUUUCCUAAGUGGACUAUUCACUUUGACUUUCAGUGAAUGUUUGCUUCUUUUAAUGUUCAUAUGUAAUGAUGUCACAAAUUACAUAAUAGUUGCUAUUGGCAGUGGUCAUAAGGGAUUUUUUAAAUCUAUAAAUAUUAUGGUAAAUUAGCUGUAGCAUCAGUUUGCUCAUGUUCAAUUCAAUAGUCUUGUUCAUUAACUUAUUUAACUGUGUUUUUAUUAACGGGGAAUCUAGUUAGAGAAGGAAGUUUGGUGAGCUGUAAAGUUUUAUUAUGAACUACCAUGCUUAGAGUUAAGCUUGUACAAAGUGAAUGUUUCAAUGUGUGGCAAAUUUUCAGGUUUAAAAAAUAAUUUUUGUUUGAGAAGUAUAGAUGAAAAAGUUCUUUUUUCCAAAGGUCUAUUCCAUGAUGUUGAUGUAUUACAAAGAAUAUCUACACAGUUGAUCAACUGAAAAAGCUCUUUUAUUUUUUCUGCAUCAAACCCCCAAAAAUUAAUCAUUGCAUAUCACCGGGAAGUAAGGUAUUUAUCCUUAUUACCAGGUCCCUCGGAGAGGACCAUAAGCCUUUGGUCCUUUGUAAGUAAUCAACUUACAAGCAUUCAUGCAUUUCUUAGUGAUCAGGUUAAAAAAAAAUCACCAUUAACCUUCUGCAAAGUCCCAUAAGGUUAAUCUUUCAGUGAUCAUUUACAUGUAAGUAGCUUAUUUCGUUGAUUAGACAGUCUUGUGAUAACGAAGUAUUAAGACGAUUAUCAAUGAUGGAAUUUUUUGCCAUAUUAGAUUUUGCCAAUGAAUGAAUGAAAUCUUAAGU
Molecule: messenger RNA, 2276 nt
Organism: Lytechinus variegatus (green sea urchin)
Lineage: Eukaryota; Metazoa; Echinodermata; Echinoidea; Temnopleuroida; Toxopneustidae
Product: tetraspanin-11-like
Exons: 8
Coding region: 147-920 (257 amino acids)
Cellular component (GO): membrane
Source: RefSeq, a predicted model, not a curated record